This is a messenger RNA of Paramecium pentaurelia, 228 nucleotides long. NCBI's taxonomy places the organism in Eukaryota, Ciliophora, Oligohymenophorea, Peniculida, Parameciidae. The record is from the annotation of a GenBank genome assembly.
AUGAACCAAAGUACUGUAGUUGAUCCAAUAGCAAGAAGAUUUUUGUGGAGAACUUUGAAAUUAGGAGUUCUGUUAAGAUAAAUUAGUGUUAUGUUAACUACUCAUAUAAUGGAUGUAGCAGAGAAUUAAUGUGAUAAGAUUGCAAUAUUAGUUAAGGGAUAGAUUUAUUUUUUUGGAAGUCCAUAAGAAUUAAUAAAAAGUAUGAGGAUGGUUAUGAUAUCUAAUUGA